AUGUUUGAAGUGAAUGAGAAAUAUCCUGUUGAAAGCACCAGUGGUAGUUCUAAUGACAUAGAAUCUCAUGGUGUUCAACCAAUAAUUUCCCUUAAGGAUAACAAAUCAAUAGGAUUUAUAGACAAAGAUGAUGAUAUAUCAAGUCAACAAUAUAGUACUUGUGAUGAAGUUAAAAGAGAUUUAAAAGCCAGACAUGUUUCUAUGAUUGCCAUUGGUGGUACCAUUGGUACUGGAUUAUUCAUUUCUACCGGUUCAUUACUUCAUACUACCGGUCCAGUAAUGUCAUUAAUAUCAUUUUUAUUUGUCACAACAUUAGCAUAUUCAGUAACUCAAUCACUUGGUGAAAUGACUACAUAUAUCCCUAUAUCUGGGUCGUUUGCACAAUUUAUAACUCGUUGGGUUUCUAAAAGUUGUGGUGCUGCUAAUGGUUGGUUAUAUUGGUUUUCUUGGGCUAUAACAUUUGCUCUAGAAUUAUCAGUUGUUGGACAAGUCAUACAAUAUUGGACCGAUGCCGUGCCAUUAGCCGCUUGGAUUUCCAUUUUUUUCGUUAUAUUAACCACAUUUAACUUAUUCCCCGUGAAAUAUUAUGGAGAAGUUGAAUUUUGGAUUGCAUCAACUAAAGUGCUUGCUAUUGUUGGAUGGCUUAUUUAUGCAUUUAUCAUGGUAUGCGGUGCUGGUAAAACUGGACCAGUGGGGUUCCGUUAUUGGCGGAAUGGGUAUGCAUGGGGUGAUGGAAUGUUAGUUCUGAAUAAUGGGAAAUACGCAAUCUCUUUUAUUAAUGGACUUAUUAAUGCGGUCUUCACUUUCCAAGGUACUGAAUUGGUUGCUGUCACUGCUGGUGAAGCCUCUCCUAGAGCAAUUCGGAGUGCAAUUAAGAAAGUCAUGUUCAGAAUUUUGGUAUUCUACGUCUUGUGUAUGCUUUUCAUUGGUCUUUUGGUUCCUUAUAAUGAUCCAAAACUUACUGAAGAUGGAGGAUUUACAAGAAACUCUCCAUUCCUUAUUGCUAUGGAAAAUUCAGGUACCAAAGUUUUACCACACAUUUUCAAUGCCGUGAUCGUUACAACAAUUAUUUCUGCAGGUAACUCGAAUGUCUAUUCUGGUUCACGUAUCCUUUACGGUUUAGCUCAGGCUGGUGUUGCUCCUAAAAUUUUCCUUAAAACUAAUAGAGGCGGUGUUCCCUAUUGUGCUGUAUUGUUCACAGCUGCAUUUGGUGCUUUGGGUUACUUAGCAUGUUCUGAAGAUGGUAAUAAAGCUUUCACUUGGUUAUUGAAUAUUAUUGCCACUGCUGGAUUGAUUGCUUGGGGAUUUAUUUCAGUGAGUCAUGUUAGAUUCAUGAACGUUCUUAGAAAAAGAGGUAUAAGUAGAGACAUUUUACCUUAUAAGGCAUUUUUCAUGCCAUAUAGUGCCUAUUAUGCUAUUACUAUUAUAUUUAUCGUGGUGUUGAUUCAAGGAUUUACAGUGUUUUGGAAUUUCAAUGCUAGUGAUUUCUUCACCGCUUAUAUUUCUGUGAUAUUAUUUGUUAUACUUUGGAUUGGAUUCCAUUUUUUCUUUUUUGGGUUUGGUAAAGAUUCUUUCAAAUGGGAAAAUAUACUAAUCCCAUUGGAUGAAUGUGAUAUUGAUACUGGGGUCAGAGAUAUUAAUGAUGCUGAGUUUGAAGUCCCACCACCAAGAAAUAUUUGGGAGAAAUUCUGGUUACUUAUUGCUUAG
Candida dubliniensis CD36 is the source of this 1707-nucleotide messenger RNA. RefSeq names its product arginine permease (gene CAN2). Lineage: Eukaryota; Fungi; Ascomycota; Pichiomycetes; Serinales; Debaryomycetaceae. Gene Ontology annotation, cellular component: membrane. Gene Ontology annotation, molecular function: amino acid transmembrane transporter activity. The coding region runs from base 1 to 1707 and encodes 568 amino acids. The transcript has a single exon. Gene Ontology annotation, biological process: amino acid transmembrane transport. The record is from RefSeq and is a predicted model, not a curated record.